AGUACAUUUUUUUCGUAGAAAAAAUUAAAAAAGAUGUUGGGAAAGCGUAGGUCGGCGAGCUUCCGGAGGACAACCAGCAUGAGGGGCAUCACCGUCGACGGCGGUAGUGAAGCGGAGCACGGCCAGCCUCCGGAGGAGUUUGCCGGCGGAGGAAAGACGGCCGCCGGCGAAGGCAGCCAUAAUGAGACGCCAAAUUUCUUGAGGACGUGUGGCCUUUGUAACCGCCGCUUGGUGCCUUGUCGUGACAUCUUUAUGUACAGGGGUGACACUGCAUUUUGUAGCCAAGAGUGUAGGGAGCAAAAAAUAUUGCAAGAUGAAAGAAAGGAGAAGUCUAUUAAUAACAAAGUGAAGAGUGGAAAGAAUGGUGUUUAGCCACCGGCCGCCGCGCCGGGGAAGAGCUUGACGGUGGUUGUCGCCUGGACAACCGCCACCAAGAACUCAUGAUCUUCAGUUGAUGUUGAUAAAUUAGGAUGUUAUAUGUAUUUGCCUAUAUAUGCAUAGUUCUCAGUGUGGUGAAUGUGU
Molecule: messenger RNA, 522 nt
Organism: Cuscuta campestris
Lineage: Eukaryota; Viridiplantae; Streptophyta; Magnoliopsida; Solanales; Convolvulaceae
Source: the annotation of a GenBank genome assembly